AUGAUGGAAGAACCUAAAGAACAGCCAGUCCAAGCAGCUCCAUCAGCAGAGGAGGAGCUUGCCAGGGUGCGGUCAGCCUUUGUCUGGAGGGUAACAACAGAAAUCCUCACACAGCUCCUUGAGGCCCUCGUAUGUGACACUGUUUUAAAUGAGUUGGAGAAAGAAUCGAUACUGGAGAAGAACCCAGCCAGAGCAGAUAAGGCACGCAGCUUCAUCGACACAGUGAGGAAAAAAGGAGACACAGCCUGCAGGAUAAUGAUCAGACAUCUUCAGAUCAAAGAUCCUUCUCUUUUCUCUCAGCUGCGUUUAGACUCUGAUCCAUCUGCUCAACAAGAUGCUCUUCAGAAGUGUCAGCCUAAACUUAAAUCUGUACUAAAGAAGAAGUUCCAGUGUGUGUUUGAGGGCAUCGCUAAAGCAGGAAACCCAACCCUUCUGAAUGAGAUCUACACAGAGCUCUACAUCACAGAGGGAGGGACUGCAGAGGUCAAUGAUGAACAUGAGGUCAGACAGAUUGAAACAGCAUCCAGGAAACCAGACAGACCAGAAACAACAAUCAGACAAGAAGACAUCUUUAAAGACACACCCGAAAGACAGGACCUGAUCAGAACAGUGCUGACAAAGGGAGUGGCUGGCAUUGGGAAAACAGUCUUAACACAGAAAUACAGCCUGGACUGGGCUGAAGACAAAGCCAACCAGCACAUCCAGUUCAUAUUUCCAUUCACUUUCAGAGAGCUGAAUGUGCUGAAAGAGGAAAAGUUCAGCUUGGUGGAACUUGUUCAUCACUUCUUCACUGAAACCAAAGAAGCAGGAAUCUGCAGCUUUGAAGACUUCCAGGUUGUGUUCAUCUUUGAUGGUCUGGAUGAGUGUCGACUUCCUCUGGACUUCCACAAAACUAAGAGUGUGACUGAUGUUACGAUGCCCACCACAGUUGAUGUACUUCUCACAAGCCUGAUCACGGGGAAGCUUCUUCCCUAUGCUCGCCUCUGGAUAACCACACGACCUGCUGCAGCAGACCAGAUCCCCCCUGAGUAUGUUCACAGGGUGGCAGAGGUCAGAGGGUUCACUGACCCACAAAAGGACAAGUACUUCAGGAACCGAUUCAGAGAUGAGGAGCAGGCCAGCAGGAUCAUCUCCCACAUCAAGACAUCACGAAGCCUCCACAUCAUGUGCCACAUCCCAGUCUUCUGCUGGAUCACUGCUACAGUUCUGGAGCGUGUCCUGAAAACCAGAGAGGGAGGACAGCUGCCCAAGACCCUGACUGAGAUGUACAUCCACUUCCUGGUGGUACAGGCCAAAGUGAAGAAGGUCAAGUAUGAUGGAGGACCUGCAACAGAUUCACAGUGGAAUCCAGAAAGCAGGAAGAUGAUUGAGUCACUGGGAAAACUGGCUUUUGAUCAGCUGCAGAAAGGAAACCUGAUCUUCUAUGAAUCAGACCUGACAGAGUGUGGCAUCGAUAUCAGAGCAGCCUCAGUGUACUCAGGAGUGUUCACACAGAUCUUUAAAGAGGAAAGUGGACUGUACCAGGACAAGGUGUUCUGCUUCAUCCAUCUGAGUGUUCAGGAGUUUCUGGCUGCUCUUCAUGUCCAUCUGACCUUCAUCAACUCUGGACUCAAUCUGCUGGAAGAGGAACAAACAACCUCCAAGCGGUCUGAAACAAGAGAAUCUGCAGCGAUGCACUUCUACCAGAGUGCUGUGAACAAGGCCUUACAGAGUCCAAAUGGACACCUGGACUUGUUCCUCCGCUUCCUCCUGGGUCUUUCACUGCAGACCAAUCAGACUCUCCUACGAGGUGUGCUGACACAGACAGGAAGUAGCUCACAGACCAGUCAGGAAAUAGUCGAGUACAUCAAGAAGAAGCUCAGUGAGAAUCUGUCUGCAGAGAAAAGCAUCAAUCUGUUCCACUGUCUGAAUGAACUGAAUGAUCGUUCUCUAGUGGAGGAGAUCCAACAGUCCCUGAGAUCAGGAAGUCUCUCCACAGAUGAACUGUCUCCUGCUGAGUGGUCAGCUCUGGUCUUCAUCUUACUGUCAUCAGAAAAAGAUCUGGAUGUGUUUGACCUGAAGAAAUACUCUGCUUCAGAGGAGGCUCUUCUGAGGCUGCUGCCAGUGGUCAAAGCCUCCAACAAAGCUCUGUAA
Messenger RNA from Pelmatolapia mariae (spotted tilapia), 2133 nucleotides. Its product is annotated as protein NLRC3-like. Gene Ontology annotation, biological process: intracellular signal transduction; regulation of apoptotic process. Lineage: Eukaryota; Metazoa; Chordata; Actinopteri; Cichliformes; Cichlidae. The transcript has 3 exons. Bases 1 to 2133 code for a protein of 710 amino acids. The record is from RefSeq and is a predicted model, not a curated record.